Messenger RNA from Aspergillus saccharolyticus JOP 1030-1, 1447 nucleotides. Its product is annotated as ESCRT-III subunit protein SNF7. The transcript is spliced from 4 exons. Gene Ontology annotation, biological process: late endosome to vacuole transport via multivesicular body sorting pathway; vesicle budding from membrane. Gene Ontology annotation, cellular component: ESCRT III complex; cytoplasmic side of plasma membrane; multivesicular body. The coding region runs from base 389 to 1060 and encodes 223 amino acids. The record is from RefSeq and is a predicted model, not a curated record. Lineage: Eukaryota; Fungi; Ascomycota; Eurotiomycetes; Eurotiales; Aspergillaceae.
CAACUCGUUGCCUUCUCUUGCUCUCUACUCUCUCUCUCUCUCUCACUGCAUCUUUCUGGUUUCGAAUCUCGCUCUUGCUUAGUCUUCUGGUCACCAUCAGUAGACCCGCAUACUCACCCCCCAGUCUUCUCACGCCAAUCACACAGACCCGAUCUGGUGAGAUCCACCUGACACCAGCCAUCGCCUUGCGACUUCAUCCCACCUUAAACUCCCUCGACCGCCUUCCAUCACCACUCUCCGAGGAUACCUCACCCCUCCUUCCAACAACCCCUCCUCUUCAGCUGUGAUACUGCGGGCUGGUGUGCAACGCAGACCUUCGCAGGGAAUCCCCCUUACCACGCACACUUCAGAUCUCCCCACUCAUACUCACAUACCGACCUUAUCAACAAUGUGGUCCUGGUUCGGCGGCGCCGCUGCUCAGAAGCGGAAAGAUGCGCCCAAGGAGGCGAUCCUCUUGCUCCGUGAGCAGCUGGACAUGCUCCAGAAGCGCGAGAAGUACCUUGAAAGCCAGAUGGACGAGCAGGAUGCAAUUGCAAGGAAGAACGUGACGACGAAUAAGACCGCGGCUAAGAACGCCCUCCGACGGAAAAAGAACCACGAGAAGAACCUCGAGCAGACGACGGCGCAGAUCGUACAGCUGGAACAGCAGAUCUACUCCAUCGAGGCGGCCAAUAUCAACCAAGAGACUCUGAAUGCUAUGAAGGCGGCUGGUGCGGCCAUGACGCAGAUUCAUGGUUCGAUGACUAUUGAUAAGGUUGAUGAGACGAUGGACAAACUCCGCGAACAGCACCAACUCAGCGAGGAAAUCGCUCAGGCUAUUACAAGCAACUCCAUCACCGAACAACCGGACGAGGCAGAUCUCGAAGCGGAGCUCGAGGGCUUGGAGCAGGAGGCUAUGGACGAGCGCAUGCUCAAGACCGGCACCGUACCUGUCGCGGACCAGCUCAAUCGGUUACCCGCCGCUGCCAACGGAGAACUCAAAACCCAACCCGCACACACCGAGGAAGAAGACGAGGAGGCGGAGCUGGAAAAGCUUCGUGCCGAGAUGGCCAUGGGAUAAACAGGGGUUCUGGGCGCUGUGCACCCCUUCUUGCUUCCUUUAUACCUUGCCAUCAUCUUUUCUCCGAAUUAAAUACAUUUGGUCUUGUUUGCCAUUUGCGCCGUGUUUGUUUUCUUCUCCGUUUGUCUCGUGCUGGAUCUUACACCUCUACCUCUCUUUUGCGUCUUGGAGUUGAGCCGCUUUGCGCUGCCUUGUCUUUCUUCUCGCAACACUACUACUACUACUACUACCUACAACAAUCGCAUGAUGGAAUGAAUGAAUCAAUGUCUAACUAGAUCUUCCUACUGUCAUUCAAGGACUGAUUCUACUUGGAAGCAAAUGUACCCUGCUCAGCUGAUUAGGUGACCAGCAAAUCGUCAACCACCAUGGUCCCCAAAACAAAGAUAA